CAAAGUUAAAUUGCUAGUAACUAACACCGAGGCUAUUGAAAACUUUAAAUAACCUGAACAGGCAAAUUGAAUACAAUAUUUAUAAAACCGGUAAAAUGAGCUCGUUCAUCGGUAAAUUCAAACAGAUCUCAUCCAGCAAUUUGGUGGCGAUUUGUAAAGAGUACGGCGUGUCGGACGACGAGGCACAUCGUAUGGCGUCCCUCACCCGGACACUCGAGUUCAGCAAAGAGGACACUAUUUAUACGAUUAAAGGAAUCCUGGUGUUUGUGGUCAAUCAGUUCCAGUUGGGAAAGGAUUUCGACUGUAACCACUACGAUGGCACUACUACCAAGGCACUGAUGGUGUUGGACGACAAUAAACUCGUGAUGACAAUGGGUGACAAAAAAGGGACACGAGCUGUAUACGAGAUGGUGGGCAAUGAGCUCCGGGUGACCCAUACUGUGGGGCCGGUAGUUGCCUUCAGCACAUACGCUCGUCAAUAGACUACAGUACAGUACUCUCAUUGACAAUCUAUACAAUUGUUUUGUCGCGUUUAAGAUUA
This is a messenger RNA of Oppiella nova, 541 nucleotides long. Lineage: Eukaryota; Metazoa; Arthropoda; Arachnida; Sarcoptiformes; Oppiidae. The record is from the annotation of a GenBank genome assembly.